CUUUGGUCAUCGAUCCAUCUCGUACUCUGUGUAGAGACGUUGUGUAGUGUCGCACGAGUGCGUUCCGCUCUAUACCCGAUCGACGCAGAGAACCUAUUUCCCGUACCACGAGAUAUCCGGGACGUGUCCAUCCGUCGUGUUCUUGGCUCCAUCAGUCGACCGUUUGCGCCAACGAUUGGCAUCGUCUACUCUGCACAGUCCGCUUUAUCGCAACAGCCGUAUUGACCGUGAGCCUCCAUUUUCUCGGAUUGGAAGGUCGGACGCUUUGCUUUUUUAUAUUUAUUCAUCUGUUUGCAUACCGACGUGUUGUGUACAUACUCGACCGUGUUUUCGUUUUUGUUGGUGAAAGCCACGGCAUUCUUUCUUCUAGUUUUCCCUCGUUCGUGCCUGUACGCGUAUUUAAAAAAGCAAUGAAGGCAAUACACGUCGGUGUGCCACGCUACUGCCGCGCACUGUCGUUCGAUAACGACACAUCCACCGUCUCAUCGCACAACAACAAUAGUCACAGAAUACCGAUAUCGACAACCACCACCACCACCGUCCGCACAACAACAACAUCAACUCGCCUGUUGCGCAAAAUCACUGUCCGAUCGGUAAUCGUCGCUUUCUCUUGUGCGGCACUGUGGUUGCAACUCGACCCGCCGCUGUUUGUGGCUGCCUUUGCCCCCGGGACGUGUACUACGGUGACGACUACUGCCACCGUCGCACGCGUAUUGCCGUACGCGCUGCGGACCGUGACGACGAAACCGUAUCGACUGGCGCACUCGCAACCCGUACCGCUACAUCCCCACCACCGUAUCGACGGCGUACCGUUGGCCGCCACUGCACGCGAAACGGGAUCCACCGCCAAGGACGACGACACGGCCGAAUGGAGGGCCGUACUGGCCGCGUUGACCCUCUACCAAGCCGCCUUUGGUGACGUCAAGGUGCCGCAAAAAUUUAUUGUACCCACCGCCUCGCCUUGGCCCAAACCCGCCUGGGGGCUCAAACUCGGCAAGGUGGUCGCCAACAUUCGACUCACCGGAAAGUAUAUACACGGACGGGACAAGCGCAAACAAGCGCUCGAAAAAUUAGGUUUUCUAUGGGCGGCACGGAGUACGCCGCAAACGCGGGCCGAGGCGGAAGACGACCGCUCCAACGUGACGGUGGAACAAAUUUUGGCAGCCUUGGUAGCCUACCGUGAGAACGUGGCUCCGUUGGGACCCGUGCCCGCCAAGUACAUCGUGCCGGAUGCCGAGCCUUGGCCAGAACGGGUACGGGGGCUCCCUUUAGGAUCGCAACUAGCGCGAUUGCCAAUGGACCAAUUGCCGGAAACAAUCCAGGCCAAGCUGCAAGACUUGGGCGUCAUGGAACGAUAUAUGCCGUUGGCAUCCUCCGGCUCAAUGGGUGCUCCCCCGACUGCGCCGGUUGUCUCGGGAGAAGCGUACCAGUCCGCAAGUAAUGUACCACCAACUGCUAACGACAUUCGCUUCCAUAAGGUCUACCUCGCCUUGCGAACAUACAAGGAUGUGUACGGAGAUUUACUUGUUCCGCAACCAUUUGCGGUUCCAUCCAAAGCCCCAUGGCCGCAAGAAACCUGGGGACUCCGCUUAGGCGCCCGGGUGAACGCGGUACGAUCCCAGGGAACCUUUGUUAAUGCGAAUCCCGAUCGGCGUCAGGCACUGGAUGAUUUGGGUUUUGUGUGGUCCCCGCCCAAGGAAGGCUCGCGGCGCGUCAAAAGCCGCGAAGCGAACAGCUUACCCGAUACUGCCAUUCCUGCCAGCGCAACGACGAAGAAUUCGUUGGACUCCUUGCUCGACGAUUCGACCUUUGAUUUUGGACAGGACUUUAUGGAUCAAGGAGGUGACGGCCGUGACGGCUUGGGGGGAGGAUCCGCGACAGCUCCAACCUGGGGUUUAGAGGGUGGCCGCUUGCUGCCUGUCGAAGAAGCCGCGGCGGCGGCUCAGGCAGCGGCUGAAGAAGAGUACGCUCCCCCACGGACACUUCAGGAAAGUCUAGACGAGGCGACCGUUCGAGCGAUGGAAUGCGGCGUCAUCGAAGGGUUGACGGACCGAAAACGCGUCAUGAAAGGCAAACGCGAAAAGGCGAUUCCCUGGUUUAAUGACGAUUUUGGAGACGACUUUGUCUUUGAAGAUGUCGUUGAGGCCUUGUCGUUGUACAAGCGUAUGUAUACGGAUUUUGACAACUUGACUGCGAGCGAAGAAUUUGUCGUUCCGACACACAACGUUCGUACUGGGUUUUUAGACGACGUUGACGACGAUUUGAAUACGUUUGAUGUAGACGCGUCGGCUCGGGCAGCGGCUGCGAUAAAGCAGUACGAAGAAGAAGGUAUGAAAGAUCGGAGCGACGAUCUAAUUGCGGCCGAAAUCCAGCGAAUUCAACGGGAAAUUGAAGGAAGCAACGUCGCAACCAAAACCAAACCGUCCAAGGUUGUGCAAAGCACUACCGAGUGGCCCGAACAUUUGGCAGGAAUGAAGCUGGGAAAUAUUGUAGCUCGUAUCCGAGAUGGAAGUUUAGAAGUAAAGCACUUAUCAGAACGAAAGGCACAACUCGACAGUAUUGGCUUUGAAUGGGGCGAUCCCAAGAGGUUUCUUGACGUUCCGUUUGAAAAAGCUAUGUGCGCCAUGUACGCAUAUUACUUGGUACGCGGUGACAUGUUUGUGUACGAAGAUUUUGUUAUGCCGGAGGAGGAUCCCUGGCCACAAGCCUUGGCUGGGUACGAGAUCGGCAAAACAGUCAUGCGAUUGCGGGAGCUUCAGGACUUUUUAGAAGCAUACCACCCCGAAAAGGUCAGUCUGUUACGCAUGAUCGAUUUUGUGUGGUUCCCCACAAUGGCAUUGCCUCUCGAUCCAGAUGAACCAGAAUUGACCAACGAGACUCUGCUUUUAAGCGCUCUUGGGCAUCCAGACUACGCGAAAAUGAUUGACAUUCCUAUGGGUCUUCCAGACAAGAUUGUAGCUGAUGGACCGUUCGUGGAAAGCGACAACCCAAAGCACUGGUGGCGUAAGUGGCACAAUUGGGAUUAUGUCCAAAACUAUUGGUACCAACAAGGCCGCCGAGAUAAUGCUUUUGUACUUAAAGGAAUGGGUUACCCUCAAAUGGCGAAGGAGCACGAAGCCAAGUACGGUCCAGGGCUGUUUACACAAAUGGAGGAAACGAUGGCAGUUCUGGAAUCUGGUAUUGAAGAAAAGUCAUUAGACGAAAAGAAGGAAUUGCUUCAAACCCUACACUUUUACCGUCAGGAGAUGCUCGGAUGUACUGAUAUCGCCGCCUGGGAUCGAAAUCAAUGGCUAGCCGAUCUGGACACAGAAAUGCUUAAAAUUAUGAAAGACUCAAAUCUUGAAAUUGAAUUGGAUGUUGACGAGGACGAGGGGUACGACGACGAGGCAAUAGAUGGUGAAGAAUAUAUUGAAGACGAGGACUACGAGGAAGAGGAGCCCGAAGAAGAAGAAGAAGACAAAGAAGAGUUUGAUGUAGAAGACGAGCUUGGCUUGUCGGGCAAGCAAUAGCAUCUUGAAGCUACAGCCGACGCGAAGCAAGUGUGACAAUAAAACUGAUUUAUCAUGUGUUGGCACAAUUCAAGUAGUUCAGCUUACAAAGGCCAUAUUUUGCGAGACGAAACCAAUAGCUCCUAAAAGCUAAGGUCAUCCGUCUCCUGCUGUGUCUUUCUACCGCCAACCCUUUUGACGCAUGUAUGUUUAUCUCUAGUCAACUUAGCGCCGCGGGCUUUGAGCGCUGGUUGCCCUUUGCGAUAGACUGCCACAUAGCUACACCCAACUAUGAGGAUAACUAGAGCCACAAUGAGCACCCAAAAGCCAGCCGAUAAGCUGAAGUCGUCAUCGGAAUUCAUUGCUUCGCCAAGACGAGACAAGGCAAUGGGAACGAAAAAAUCCCCCGAGGUUUCCAAAUCACGACCUCCACGAAGGUUGCGGCCAUCGAAUGCAAUCACAAUCGUCCCUGAUGCCAAAAGAGAGUCCGGCCGGCCUGACAUAAAGAAAGUGGAGUCCACCGGUGUGCGAACUUGGCAGGACAUUCCUGAGCAAAAGGCGCUUGUACCUGUAACACGAGUACCGGCAUCGUCGAUAACCACUGUAUUGCUGCUACCUUGUCCCAAAUUGAGGUUGCUGACACCAAGAAGGCGCGCCGUACUACUGGUGAUGCACAAGCCCAGAACAUCGCCCAUUUCCAAAGGAUCAUUGAUACACUUGCUAUCUACAUCGCAAGGACAGCCCUGAAGAAAUUCAGUUUCGAAAUUACCCCGUUCCACAUUGGGAGAGCGAGAAGCAUCAACGUUGGCAGCACUCGGUUGUACAGCCUCGGUCGGGCUUAUCGUAGGAGACUCGCUGGAUUGUUCCAGGUCAACUACACGGUCUCGCCAAACACAAGGAGAGUAUUUUCCGCUGACGAAGCCCAGCACUGCGUUGCAUUCCUCCUUGCUUAUAUCGGACUCAUUGCUAUGACGACAAACCCUCCGAUCAAGAAAAGGGUCCACGCUGUCGGAAACUGGAAGCCCGCAAAAAGGGGUGGUGUCCUGAAAUACCCUGACACUUCCCACGAUAUCCCGAUCAUCGUUGCGUUUCCGCAUCGAACCCGACACAAUCACGGAUCCUCCAGCAUUCAUCGAAACAUCAUUCCCCCACCAAUCAAUAGUAGCAUUGCCCAGUAUAGUCUCAAUCAGCCUAUACGUGUUGAUUUUUGUAUCCCAUUGAUACACCUGAACCAAACCAGUAAAACGUUCGUGGUGUAGACUGGUAAUUGCAAUUCGAUUUCCAUCGGCAGACAGCGCAAGAGCCCGACCGAACCGGUCGUUGUCGUCUUUCCCAAGUAUUUCGUCCAGUUGAAUCCAUUGACUCGUUUCGUCAAGAUCGUAAACGUGGACGGAGCCACGAUUGGCACCGGCUAUAGCUGAAGUUGGAGCGCCCACAAUCAAAGUUGAGGACCGAAUGGCAAUCGAAUAUCCGAAUUGACCAUCAACAAUAGCAGAAUUGCCUACUAUGUCUUUGCCCACUGUAGAAAAAAGGUUGGGUGUUGAGGUGGAGAUCCGC
Molecule: messenger RNA, 5045 nt
Organism: Phaeodactylum tricornutum CCAP 1055/1
Lineage: Eukaryota; Bacillariophyta; Bacillariophyceae; Surirellales; Neidiaceae
Exons: 1
Coding region: 411-3509 (1032 amino acids)
Source: RefSeq, a predicted model, not a curated record